ACACUUUUUCUCCUCCACCUACUGCAACUGUUCCCAUAAACCUGGUGACAGAGUCAGAAAACUCCUCAGCUAAACAUCCAUAGACUUCAUAUGACCCAAUACUCUAUAUUGUGAUGAUCACACCAGCCAAGGCUACCUAAAAGAAGACAGUUAUCUCAUAUUUGGCUGCCAGUUUUUCCUUUCUCUUGACCGCUUAAAACUUCAGACUUCCUCUCCUGUUGGUGUCAUGGAGAAAGUCCAAUACCUCACUCGCUCAGCUAUAAGAAGAGCCUCAACCAUUGAAAUGCCUCAACAAGCACGUCAAAAUCUACAGAACCUAUUUAUCAAUUUCUGUCUCAUCUUAAUAUGUCUCUUGCUGAUCUGUAUCAUCGUGAUGCUUCUCUGAAGUUCUGCUACAACUCUAGAGCUGCAACGAACCACAUCAGCUUAAAAUCUGUCAUCCCAUGCAGACGGAAAACAAUACUGUGUAACACACCACUUCCUGAGUAUAAGAGUUUCUUUGUGAAAAGGUCAAGAUUAAGACUAAAACUCAUUGUUAGCACAUGUAUUCAGCUGCUGGAUCUUGUAAACAUGAAAAGGGCUUUAUUUUCAAAAAAUAACCUUAAAAUAAGUGUAUAAAAUGUAACUGCUGAUUUCCUCAACAUGGUUCACAAAUUUCUAUCCCAAAUCUUUUCUGAAGAUGAAAUAUGAGUUUAGUUCUGAAACUGCACUGCCAACAAGUUCACUUCAUAUGUAAAGCAUUAUUUUUACUCUUUUGAGGUAAAUAUAAUUUAUAUUACACUGUAAAAGCUUCUUUAGUAUUAAGUAUUUGUCAGGUCUUCACCAAGCAUCAAAGUAAUAAUACAAAUGAAGUGUCAUUAUUCAAAAUAGUCCACUGACUCCUCAUAUCUGUUAUCUUAUUAUAAAGAACUCUUUGUAGUAACUACCAGUAUCGAUAUUCUAAAACAGAAAUUGUAUUUUUUCUGUGCCACAUUAACAUUUUUUAAAGUUGAUGAGAAUCAAGUACGGAAAAGUAAGGCCAUGCUCUUACAUAAUAAAAUUUCUCUUAAGUGAUUUUUUUCAAAGAAUUACAGAAUUCUAGUCCAUGUAGGUAAACCAUAAAUCUGUUCUAAGAUAUUAUGAUCAACAGAUGAGAAUUGGUGGUUAAUAUCUGACAGUGUGAUUAAUCAUAAUCACUAAUGUACUAACAGAAUAGAAUCUAAUCUUCCUUUAAGGUACUGUAGUGAAUUACCUGAGUUGGAGUUACCUAACUUGCCAUAUCUACAGAAUCACGAAACCAUAAGAUUUCAGAAUGAUUUUACAGUUUGUCUUCUAUUCAAACCCAACAUCCAAUGCAGGCAAAGAAAAUAAUAGAAGAUUUCCAGUGACAGAAAAAGGUUAUCUCAAGUAUUUAAAAGAAAUAAAAAUAUGAAUUUUCUCUCCAAAUAUUAACUAAUUUUUAGAUUACUUUUUUUUUUUAGAUUACAUUUUGAAAUGAACUUGUUGGCCCAUCUGUUAUAUCUACAGCUGACCCCUGAACAUGGGGGUUGGGGAGCUGACAAUCCGUGGGUCCCCAAAAAUCUUAACUACUAAUAGCCUACUAUUGACAAUAAACCUUACUAAUAACAUAAACAGUAAAUUAACACAUAUUUUGCAUGUUUUAUGUAUUAUAUACUCUAUUCCUACAACAAAGUAAGCUAGAGAAAAAAAUCUUAUUUAGAAAAUCAUUAGAAAGAGAAAAUAUAUUUACUAUUCAUUAAAUGGAAGUGGGUCAACAUAGAAGUCUUCAUUCUCAUUGUCUUCACAUUGAAUAUGCAGAGGAACAAGAGGAGGAGAAAGAUGGGAAGGAAGAGAAGGGAUUGGUCUUGCAGUCUUGUCUUAGGGGUGUGGGGAGUGGGGGAAAAGAAAAUUCAUGUAUAAGUGGACCCUCUCAGUUCAAGUCCUUGUCGUUCUGGCAUCAACUGUAAUAGGAUAUAGCUAUUUUCCUUAAUCUAUCAAUCAAAUGGUAAACAUCUAUUUUGUAAGCCACUCUACUGAGCUAAAUUAUAGAUCCAACAAUGCUAUCUAUAACUAUUUUCUUGAUGAAUAAAUUUUCAAUUUCUCCUCUGA
This is a messenger RNA of Cebus imitator (Panamanian white-faced capuchin), 2088 nucleotides long. RefSeq names its product phospholamban (gene PLN). Gene Ontology annotation, biological process: negative regulation of ATPase-coupled calcium transmembrane transporter activity; negative regulation of calcium ion import into sarcoplasmic reticulum; negative regulation of heart rate. The transcript has 2 exons. Gene Ontology annotation, molecular function: ATPase inhibitor activity. NCBI's taxonomy places the organism in Eukaryota, Metazoa, Chordata, Mammalia, Primates, Cebidae. Gene Ontology annotation, cellular component: membrane; sarcoplasmic reticulum. Bases 227 to 385 code for a protein of 52 amino acids. The record is from RefSeq and is a predicted model, not a curated record.